CGAAAUUUAAAGUAUUUUGUAUAUUAAAUGUUAUAAGAUUCUGCAAAUUGUAUUUAAAGUAGAAAUAAAUCUGAUCAUUACUAAUGAUUAAUAGUAAGAAGUGCUUGAAUUGAUUCCUCAUUGUUUUGAAUAAUUUAGAGAUACCUAAAUGAGGCAUCUUUAGUUGGUUAAUUGAUUGGUAUUUUAUUCAUAAAUUAAAUAACAUGGCAGAUUUUAAUCCAUAAGAGAGAGUUAAGAAGAUGGUCAAUGCCAUAAAAGCUGAGGUAAUUUUGAUGAUUAUUUAUUUGAUUAGGCUACUGAGAAAGCUGAAUAGAUAAAGGAUAUGGCUGCUUAAUAAUUCAGAAUUGAAAAGAAUAAGCUUCUUAAUUAAUAGAAAGAGAAAAUUAUUGAAGAAUAUAAAAAAAAGAUUGAAUCAUACACAAUUGAAAAAAGAAUGUAUAGACAUUAAAUAAGUUUAGUUAACGAUCUUCAAAAAUUAAUCAAUCAAGAUUGUCUAAAAUGCAAGCACGCUUUGAAUUAAUCUAAAGGCUUAAAGAAGAAGUUCGUUAGAGAAUGGCUAAGUUAAUAUAAGAUUAAAGUGUCUAUAAAGAAUUAUUAAAGAACUUAAUUAUAUAAGGAAUGAUUAAAUUACUUGAACCUAGAAUUGAAUUGACAUGUUUAGAAUAAGAUGUGUAACUCAUCAGAUCUAUUUUGGGAGAAUGUUAAGAAUAAUUCACUCAAAUUAUCAAAAGGGAAACAACCAAAGAUUUUAAGACAACAUUAAGUAUUAAUUAGAGUUAAUAUCUAACAGAGAAAGCUGGUAAACCUAUGUAAAAUUAUAUUAUUAACAUUUUUAUAGUUUGGGAGGAGUUGUCUUAAGUUGUGCUAAUAGUAGAAUUGUAUGUUCUAACACUUUAGAUGAUAGAUUAGAACUUUCUUUAUAAGAAUUCUUACCAGAUAUUAGAAAUGGAUUGUUUAAGAAAUGAAAAAAUGAGAGUAUUUACAAUAUAAAAAAGCAUAUA
Paramecium sonneborni is the source of this 1001-nucleotide messenger RNA. The record is from the annotation of a GenBank genome assembly. NCBI's taxonomy places the organism in Eukaryota, Ciliophora, Oligohymenophorea, Peniculida, Parameciidae.